UAUGUGUCCACUUGUAUCUCUUCUAGCCUGGUACUAUGCGAUUGUUUAACUUAAGACAAAAAUUAGCAGCAGAUACUGAAAACAUAUUUUGGAACUGUAAAGCUCCUGACUCCUUGGCUCUGUCAUGAUCACCACCUCUGUCAACAAUGCCUGUGUUUUACUCGCCUGUUCCCGAAAACCUGCCGCUGGGUCUGGUGUAUAUGGGAGGCUCUGUGUUCACAAACAACAGGACAGCAGACAGUGACUUCACCAGGGAGCAAGAGGAUGCAUCUGUGGUCAACGAGCUGGUUUCUCACCUCCCCCUUCAAAUGCUCCUGUAUUUCAAUAUGUUUUAUUUUCCCUGUUGGUGGUUUUCAGCUGUGUUCAUGCUAGAAGUAAAGUUCUACUAUCUUCCUGGGUACUAUCAGGCUCUGCUCAUUACUGGGAUGAUCCUACUUACAGUCAUCGAAGUGGUUCGACUUUAUCUGGGCUACACUGGCAACCUCAAAGAAAAGGUGCCAGAGCUGGCAGCCUUCUGGCUCCUGUCUUUCAUGUUCCAGCUGCCAGUGCUGCUGUUCUUCCUGACCGAUGAAGGAAUUGUCAUCCUGCCUCUGGAGAGAGCUGUCCACUCCCUCUAUCUCCUCUUCCUGCUCGCCCAGAUCCUGGCCUCCUUCUUGGCACUUAGAACCAUGACCCGAAAGCUCACCCUGCUCUUCCAUCUGCGCCAGCUUGGCAAGGUGGAGAGCUUCCACCACACAGGGAUGAGCCCAGUGUAUGGGCUUUCUUAUCACCGCAGUGUGCUGCCAAUGUCAGCCACCCAGGAUAUCUACAAUUAAAGCAAAAAUCCAUCCUUUCCUAAUAGCAUGGGUAUCAAAUCUAGUGUUGUAGGAACCACAUUGUUUGAAACUUUCCAGAAAACCUUCAACAGCUGCCAAAGCAUGAGUGUGAGCAUUCAUUUAUUAUUUAAAAGAAAGCAUUUAGAAACCACCUAUUUUGUAAAACUCUGCUCUGUGGGUCUGCGUUUAUUAUGACUGCAUAGCAUUCAGAACUUUUUAGGCCACUGUUGUGCUGAAAUUUGG
Oreochromis aureus is the source of this 1058-nucleotide messenger RNA. Its product is annotated as transmembrane protein 17A. The coding region runs from base 147 to 815 and encodes 222 amino acids. Gene Ontology annotation, cellular component: ciliary transition zone. The transcript is spliced from 4 exons. Gene Ontology annotation, biological process: non-motile cilium assembly. Lineage: Eukaryota; Metazoa; Chordata; Actinopteri; Cichliformes; Cichlidae. The record is from RefSeq and is a predicted model, not a curated record.